This is a messenger RNA of Colletotrichum lupini, 1512 nucleotides long. RefSeq lists its product as uncharacterized. The coding region runs from base 1 to 1512 and encodes 503 amino acids. The record is from RefSeq and is a predicted model, not a curated record. The transcript is spliced from 11 exons. NCBI's taxonomy places the organism in Eukaryota, Fungi, Ascomycota, Sordariomycetes, Glomerellales, Glomerellaceae.
AUGAAGCUUCCCGGGUUCGAAGGCCACCUCCAUCCGACGGGGGGCGGCGGUGGUAUCGGAGGAAUGACGUUGCCGGAAGCGCACCCGUUCCUCGGCGAUCAUCGAGCUGUCUGGAGGCUUGGCUGUAACUACCCUGAAUUUGGCGUGGACGAGGUUGGCCACUUGGUAGUGUUGAUGGUGGUCGGCGAGGACACAUUGGAUGGAAUAGCGUCGCAGCCAUGGUGCAGUGAGGAAUUCGAAGCGGCAGAGAAGGGAGCACAGAGGAAGAGGAGCAAGACCUUCACCUGCGGUGGGCUGCCCAAGUGCAGAGACGUAUACAUGGGAUCCACCCUCGGAGGGCUGGAAGCGAAUGAUUGGCAGAUCCCCGCGCCGCCUCCCUUCCGCCCCUUGACGCUGUCGUCCCUCACCCAACCCCAACACCUCCAGACAUCCCAUCCGCCAUCCAAGCUGACUGACAUCAACUCCCAAGUUUCGACUCAAUCUUCUUCAGACUUUGUUUCUCCACCGCCUCGACUAAGAGUUGGAAAUGGUUGCAGUUGCGUCCAAUGUGGAAAUACUCCAAACUUAUACCGCGAUUACCUACCCAUCCCGAGUGCCAUUUGGCUUGAAUUGUCGACGGGAGAAGCUUGCCAGACGGAAACACGGCGGUCACGAGGGCCAGACCACAUAGCAGUACGAGCGGUCUGGUUAUGGGAAAUGAUCCAAUUUAUCACGCUAUGGCAGAUCCGGAUCGACGUGUUUGUCAAUCCCAUUCCUUCAUUGACCGUUGGAAUGUGGAUUUCGAGCAACAAAGCAAUGCCGACCAUGCUUUGCAUCAAACUCCUGAACGCCUGCGUCCGCUUGCUUGCGGAUGUCUCCCACUACCACUCCCACUUUGUCGCUACCGCUCCCGCAGACACACCAAAAUCGCCUUCUCCAACAGGGUGCCCCCAGUCAUUGCGAACAGCACCGUUCCUCGACUCCAGAGAGAUCACACCACUUUCCGGGGCCUUACGGAUCUCCUCCGUUCCCACUGUUCCGUCGGCCUGGAUUCGCUUUCAAGACGACGACACGACAUCGCCGCCUACCUUAUUCAGCCUACCCGCCGGCUACCUAGGAUUCCUCAUUUUCCCGACUGGCUCACGCUGCGGUCCAUGUGUCGUUGUGAAACUUGGGACCAGCUGCUUCCAAGACAGAAGCUUGUUUUUCGUCUCCUCGUCGCCGUCUGGGACGAAAGUCUCCCAGACGAGCCCGCGCUUGGAUAGCAAGGCAUUGUUCGGCAUGUUCUCGCCCCCUCAGAGGUUUAUCUGGAGCCAAACUCACACAACCCGAAGAAUGUUGCUCACCCCCAGUCCACCCUACUUCGGAGUCUCGUCGAAAGAUGUCUACGGCGCGUCCUUUGACCUAGGCCUCGUGCUGCCUUACCUCGUGGCCAUUUCACAUCGGGGACCAUCCUUGACACCCUCACGAUGGCCCAUCGUUGCCGGCAACUCUACCCAAAGUUUGGGGGCAGCGGUGCUCAGACUAGAAUGA